AUGUUGAAGAGGCUCUUAUUGCAAAAAAUAGUAAGAACUGCAGUUGAUGAAGAAGAAAUCGAUUUCUAUGACAUUUUCUUGAGUGUGAGAUUCGGAAAAAGUAAAGUUGUCUAUAAUUUGAACGAGCAUGGAUACUUCGAGGCCGACGAAAAUAAACCUCAAGGUGUCAAUCAAUAUGUCGUUUUUCCCAAGAUAACGGAGCCCAAAGAAACCGCUCAUUCGUCAAGCCAAACGGAAUCGAUCAUACCAAUUCAAGCUGCUAAAUUGGCCGAGAGUAUUCGCAAGACAAAAAUAUCAAAGAAGAUGGAAUCUGAAGCGAAGAAAAUGAAAUUUCAGGAGAAUCCGGAGAAGAUUGAUAUCAAGGAAGAGCCUACUGACGAGGUUGAAAUUAUGGUUGUCGAGGAGGAUGAAAUGGCUGAAGAGAGUAUGAUCAAAUCAGAGCCUAAUGAAGUUAUUCACGUGAAAUCGACCCCGGCGAAGCUUGGUGAGAAACCUUGCUGCCCAAAGUAUCCAGUCUCCAAAGAAGACGAUGAAAUUGAUCAUGCAAUUAGAAAACGAGUGAACAAUAUUUGCAAAUUUGGCGAACAUUUAACAAAAAGAGGUGGUAGAACUCAAACCUCUUGCGGAUUCUGCUUCGCGCCCGUUUGUCGCCUGCAUGUUUAUGAAGUCUGCCCAUCUUGUAUCAUCGAUAAGAACCUUGCCCCAGCAACUCAAACAGACAGCGUUACCCUAGCCGAAAAUCAACAUCAAAAACUGACAAAGCAACCACAGCAAAUAUUCCGACAAGUCCCCGCAACAAUGAAGCAAUCAGGAAAUUUGCUGUCACAGCCAAAGGGAAUACAUCUCGCGAUUCAGCCAGGAAAUGCAACAAUUGUCCAACUCCAGCAAACACCACUUGUGCGUCCUUUAACCAUUUCACGACAACAACUGCAGCAACAGCCACAGUUACAGCCACAAUCAUUCAUACUUCCAAAGCCAUACGGGGAAAAUUUCCGAUCAGAAAAAUCAAUUGAAUAA
Molecule: messenger RNA, 1017 nt
Organism: Oikopleura dioica
Lineage: Eukaryota; Metazoa; Chordata; Appendicularia; Copelata; Oikopleuridae
Source: the annotation of a GenBank genome assembly